Messenger RNA from Nomia melanderi (Alkali bee), 2307 nucleotides. RefSeq names its product transcription factor IIB (gene TfIIB). The record is from RefSeq and is a predicted model, not a curated record. NCBI's taxonomy places the organism in Eukaryota, Metazoa, Arthropoda, Insecta, Hymenoptera, Halictidae. Gene Ontology annotation, cellular component: nucleus; transcription preinitiation complex. Gene Ontology annotation, molecular function: RNA polymerase II general transcription initiation factor activity; TBP-class protein binding. Gene Ontology annotation, biological process: transcription initiation at RNA polymerase II promoter; transcription preinitiation complex assembly.
ACACCUCUAGUCUGGUGCUAAAAAGCGUUGUAAAGUAGGCUUUAUAUACAACACAACCAUAUAAUACAGUGCACAUAUGUGCAUGUUCACAGGUCCGUUAAAUGUCUGCACUGACAUACGCGGCACUGUAGAAAAACACGAAUCCAAAAUAUGGCAAGUUCGUCAAGACACGAAACAAACAAAGUUUGUUGUUAUUCACAUCCAGAUGCACCACUUAUUGAAGAUUAUCGAGCAGGGGAUCAAAUUUGUUCAGAAUGUGGAUUAGUUGUUGGAGACAGAGUAAUAGAUGUUGGUUCAGAGUGGAGAACAUUUAGUAAUGAAAAAGCAGGCGUUGAUCCAUCUCGUGUUGGUGGUCCAGAAAAUCCACUUCUUAAUGGUUCAGAUUUAUCCACCAUGAUUGGUCCAGGUACAGGUGCAGCUUCAUUUGAUGCUUUUGGUGCUUCAAAAUACCAAAACAGACGCACAAUGAGCAGCUCUGAUAGAGCACUGAUCAAUGCUUUCCGUGAAAUUAAUGGAAUGGCUGAUCGUAUUAAUUUGCCUAAAACUAUUGUUGACAGAGCCAAUAAUUUAUUUAAACAAGUGCAUGAUGGUAAAAAUUUGAAAGGUCGUGCUAAUGAUGCAAUUGCUUCAGCUUGUUUAUAUAUUGCCUGUAGGCAAGAAGGUGUACCACGUACUUUCAAAGAAAUCUGUGCAGUCAGUAAAAUCAGUAAAAAAGAAAUUGGAAGAUGUUUCAAAUUGAUACUAAAAGCUCUUGAAACUAGUGUGGACCUCAUUACUACAGGAGACUUUAUGUCAAGGUUUUGCUCUAAUCUUGGUCUUCCAAACAUGGUACAACGAGCUGCUACACAUAUUGCAAGAAAAGCAGUGGAAAUUGAUAUUGUACCUGGAAGAUCACCUAUUUCUGUAGCAGCUGCUGCAAUAUACAUGGCAUCACAGGCUUCAGAAGACAAAAGAUCUCAGAAAGAAAUUGGUGAUAUUGCUGGUGUAGCAGAUGUUACAAUUAGGCAAUCUUAUAAAUUAAUGUAUCCUCAUGCAGGAAAAUUGUUUCCAGGAGAUUUCAGAUUUGCAACACCUAUUGAUCAAUUGCCACAAAUGUAAAAUUAACACAAGGCCUUAUAUUCUAAUGUAUAUUUUAUCACGUUGAAGCAAUAGUUAUAUGUUAUACAGUAAUCAUCUAUAAAUAAUCCAACCUUUCUCUGCAGUAUACAUUCCUAAAUGAUCUAUGAAACAUUGGUAUUAUCUAAUUUAUUACAUGUUAAGUAUAUAUAUUUUUUUUUUAUUUUUUUGCUGUACUUUGUUCCUAUGAUAUUGGUAUUUGCAAGAGUAAUAGCUUGAUAAUUUAUCUGGUGUGGAUAAUUAUUAAUGACCAUGAUAAAGUUCACUUCUACGAAUAUUUUAUGAAAUACAUUAUUAUUGAAAGAAAAAACAAUGGAUUAAAUGAGGAGGCAUUAUGCAUUAUAUUAGAGUAUUUCAAAUGCAAAGUUAAAGAAUUUGUACUACAAUUUUCGUAUUCUGAUGAGGAAAAUGUUAACUGUAUAUUAUAUACUACUGUUAUCAGUCUAAUGUGCAAAAAUUUAUAACAUCCUGUAGCACAAUACUUCACUUUGUAUUUGAUUUUAAGACAAAUGUUAGAGAUAAAGUGUAAAAUAAAACACAAUGGGCCUUAAUUCGAAAGUACCACAUGAUACAAUUAUGCAAUAAAUGUUGUGAUAUUUUUACUUAAUCAAAAGAUAUAUUUUCAAUUAUAAAUUAUGAAUCAAAUUUUUAAAAAGAAAUGUGUUUUAUUUUUCAUUUGGAAUUUACAUGAAUACAUGAAUUUUCAAACUGAAAUAAGAAGAAACGAAUAUUUAUGUUGUUUUAUAACCUUUCAAUUUAUUUACAUACACAAAUUUUAAAAAAAAUUUAAUUUAGUACAAAAGUACCUAUAAAUUACCUUUAUUGUAAUCAUUUAAAAAAUUCUAUAAAAAUCUUGUAUAAAAUUACAAGUUUACAUUACAUCACUGAAUGAAAUAAAUUGUUACAAUAAUUUAAAUAAAUUACGUAUUUACUUAUUAAUCCCUUUGUAAUCUACUAUUGUAGAACCUAAUUCAAAAACAUGUGUAUUUGUCAUCUGUCACAUUGACUAAUGUCACUGUAUAGUUCAGUACGUGAAUCAACAAUAUAAAGCAAAAAGUUUUGUAACGUAAAUAAUCACUUAGUAUAUACAUUGUAAUUCUUUAGUUACUUUUUUUAAUGUGUACCUUUGAAACACUUCAAAUUUUCGAUUGAAACCGUAAAUAACGAAAUAUAACCUGCUAGUAAAUGUUU